Eruca vesicaria subsp. sativa (arugula) is the source of this 783-nucleotide messenger RNA. Lineage: Eukaryota; Viridiplantae; Streptophyta; Magnoliopsida; Brassicales; Brassicaceae. The record is from the annotation of a GenBank genome assembly.
AACAACCCUAAACGAACAAAAACUUGUCCUCUCAUCAUGGCAUCAUCUCUACCUCAGUUCUACUCCGAUUUCACAUUUUCCGGUGAGACUUCGUCGCAGUUUCACGGCUCUUCUUCAUGUCCUGACGUCUCAGCUCUAUCCAAUUACUUCGACAACAGCUCCUACGGCUCUUUCAACCCAUCUUCUACCCUAGAAUCCAUGUUUCUCCCGCAAGUUUUUGGGGUUUCUGACGUUUCUAUCCCAGAGUACAAUAAUUAUUACCAAAAUGUGAAUGUGAAUGGCACACAAUAUUUUCAUGGUGGAGAUCAAGAAUACUACGGCUUUUCACCGGAGAUUAAGCCCUUGUUCCGCCCGUCCACUGGAGAGCAAUCCUGGGGAAGUAGUGAGGGAGGGAUAAAAGCUGAGCAGAACACAAAAGUGGGACGCUAUUCUGUUGAAGAACGUAAAGACAGAAUCAUGAGGUACUUGAAGAAGAAGAACCAACGCAACUUCAAUAAGACAAUCAAGUAUGUAUGUCGUAAAACCCUAGCUGACCGGCGUGUUCGUGUUCGAGGACGAUUUGCUAGAAACAAUGACACAUGUGAGCAACAAUCUCACGUUUCUAAGAAUCACCCUAACCAUUCUGAAAAAGACGAAGAUAUGUUUUCUGGAUCAGACGACAAUCUAAUCCAGAUGGAAAACGACGAUGGAUGGCUUCACGAAGCAAUGUCUAAUCUGAUUUCUUUUCCUUGUGACUUGGACGCUCCUGGAGAUGUUCAUCAUCCAAACACAUGGAGUUUCUGA